GUGGUUCUUCCAUUUGACUAUGCGUCAACCAAAUCAAGAGAAACGUUUGACGUCUCAAGUCGAGGAGGAUGCACAUGGCAGACUUUGUUUUCGCAACCCACUACAGUAACGGAUUCGAUGUGCGCUGCGAUCGCUGUCUACCCGCCUCAGACAGGGAGGUUGUGUCCCCACCGCCACAAGCAAGCAGAGAUCUAA
This is a messenger RNA of Hyaloscypha bicolor E, 195 nucleotides long. RefSeq lists its product as uncharacterized. The transcript has a single exon. Lineage: Eukaryota; Fungi; Ascomycota; Leotiomycetes; Helotiales; Hyaloscyphaceae. The annotation marks the transcript as partial. The record is from RefSeq and is a predicted model, not a curated record.